GGAUGACAUCGCCGCAAAGCAUGACUAUUUAUGGUCAAAUAAAAAGAAAGUGUAAUUAUCACACUGGCACUGGUCUUUUGUUCAAUUUCUAAACGUAUCCACCGAUUCGUCAAACUUAAAAUUUGUUAUAGCCUAAAAAGGCCAUACAUGGGGUUGUGUCCAUGAAUUAUGUCAUAUCAACAAAAUAUGGGGGAGAGAGUGGGAGACGUUUACACUUGUCGACAAGGGCCACAUGGGAGGUGUGGUUUAAAUAAAUUAAAUGCCUUUUUCCAUUAUAUAUUAAAAAUGUCAAAAUGAUUCUUAUACAUAGAUAAUAAUUAGUUGCAAUAGUAUUGGUAGGCCUUAUGCCUUAUUUGUUGAUUAAUAGAAAAUGCCUAGAUCUAACUCAAAUAAAGAAUUUAAGUUAAAAAUAAAAUUUUAAUGAAAUUGAAAAUUACUAGAAAAAAAUGUGUUUGAAUGAUUCCAUAUUGCAUUAGUGUACAAUUUACAUUUUUUUAAAUUUGUUUGAAGAAUGAAAAUAAACUAAUUAAUAAUUAGUCACCUAAGUUUAAGCUCUUCAUUUGCGUAUGGAAACGCAUUGCAUUUCUAUAUUUUUACAACGUAGAGAGUUACUUUAAAGAAAGAUGGCUGCGUCUACUAGCGUUGUGCGUGUCCUCAACAUUUCAUCAAGAGUUACACGAACACUAUUUAUAAAACAUGUUAAUCGGUAAGCUAUUAGUUUAAAAUGAAUGUAACGUUCCAUAUAAUUUUUCUGAUAUUAUUAAUGAUUUAUGAUCAUUAUAUACGCCACAAUUUAGGAACCAAGCAAAUUAGAUAUCGCGACCGCUAGUUGACCGAGAUUAGAAAACACUGGAACACAAGCUAGAAGGUGAGAUGAUGUAACAACUUGACAACAGAAUGUAUAGACUAAGACAUUAUCCGACAUUUAAUGCUUGAUAUUUUAAAAAUGGAGAUGUCUGCUAAAAUUCAAAUUCUUUUUUCCUAUUUAUACAAUAUUGUAAAAUUACAAGACUCAAAUGUCUUAUUAACUCUUAAAUGGCUUAAACUUAAAUUGACCUAAUGAUCAUAAUGUUUGUGGCAGUUUGUCAGAAUUUAAUAUGAAAGUUGAAAGACAUGAUCUUUAAAUUUCUUUAAAACAUUUUGAGCGAAUGAUGCCUUAUAUUACAUUGUCAUACGAUUUUCCUCACUUAAAGUUGAUAUAAAGAACAAAAUAACUCACAAUGAAGGCCAACAUUUCUCCUUAAUUAUGGAGCAAAAGGACUCCUAUAUUAGUAUUAUUAAAAUUACAUGCAUAUAAAUAUAAAAAAAAUUCAAAACUCAGAUUCUAUUGCGCCGACGCCCAUUUCCGAUACAAAUUUUCUAGGAGUGUCCCUUGCCCUUGCUUCAGCGAAGUGCCUACUAUUUAGACCUUGGCUUCCGAGGCCUAUUUUAAUUAUUUAUUUGAUUCUGAAUCAGUAUCUCAAAUAUAAAUGAUGUAACAUUAGGUACGUUGACAGAAAUUUUAAAUAUUGUCCUAUUGCCAUAAAUGAUACAUCAUUUUAAAGGGUUAGUUAUAAGCCUUAUAUAAACAUCAAUUUUAUCUUCCUAUCUUUUAUUAUAGAAGUGGAGUUAUGAAUUUUUUGGUGAAUUUUUUUAACCCCCUUCUUUAUCUUAAUUGCAAAAAUGUGUGACCGACUUCGACUUCAAUAUUUAUGCCUUAUUUUUCCCAAAACUUUUUUUUUUAAAAGAUAAUGCUACCAAAUUUUCAGGAAACAUUCUCAGUGCAAUAUACAACACAAUUAACAACAAAACUUUUACAUAACAUCAAGAUUUGGUAAUUUGUAUAAUUUUAUUUUAGAUUAUUUAAGAAAAGCGUGAACAGAAAAUUUGUAAAAAUCAUCAUUUAUAAAGGAAAAAAAAACAAACAUGGUAAUUGAAUUUUAACUAAUUAUAUGCUUAUUAAAUUUUAAAUAAAUUCUUACAUUUAUAAAAAGGUAUGUAAUCUUUUUUAAUAUAGAAUUAAAUGCAUGUAAUUAUAAAUAAAAAUUACUCAAAUAAAAUCACCCAUAAGACUAAUCCUAGCAUACCGAUUCGGGAUUAAAUUUUAAAAGUUAAAUAUCUCCUUUAUCAACUUUGUCUUCGCGAUCUACGUCCAAACACCCCUCAUCGGCAAUGGAAGAAAUUCCGAGGUCUGCAUAGAAAAUUAAAAUAUUCCCUUGCACUCGAAAGAAGCCUAGAAAUACCUAUAAUUAUAAUACUGAAUCUACACAAUUUCUAUUUUCUUUUCAAUAUUAUUCAAGUUCUGUGUUUAUUAAAAUUCUUUUUUAAUGUAUUUUAUUAGAGAUAUUAAAUAUUUGUAUACUCGAUGUAUCUUUUUUUUCUAUGAUAUAAUAAAAUAUAAAAUGAUGAUGUUAUUUAUUCAUUUAUAGUCACUAAUAUACUCUAUAGCCAUACACAAAUAUGAUAAUAAUAGCUGUUCUUACUACUUAGACUUAGACCUAUAUUCUAUAUGUAACAUUAACAUGUAGGAUUGGAGUAAUUUUAGUAAUAAUAUUCUCUUUAUUUAUGCUAAUAAUAUUUGAGCAAUGUCCCUAAUGCUAGAAUAACAAUUAUUGUUAUUACUAUUAUUCAAACUAUUAUUGAUUUAAUAAUAAAGAAUGGAUAAAUGCAUAGGCAUACACUAACAAAAUUUAUUAAUGUAAAUUGAUACUAAUUCUAUAUGACUAUGCAUAUUAUAGAAUAAUUUAUGUAAAUCAAGGGACAAAACUUGUAAAAUUUAUAAAAACUCUUUAAUGUAUUGGGUUUUGUCUUCGCGAUCUAUUAUUUACAUAAUAUGAGCCAAAAGGACUGUGUGUGUGUUUUUUUGUCUAUUGAAAAAUAUUUUCAUUUAUCAAUUGUCUUGUAGAUACCAAUUAUACUAAGUAAUUCAUAAUACAAUGGAUGAGUAGGCUUAAAUUAAUAGCAGUUUUCAAUGACUUAAAUGAGUUAAAGUCUCAAAGCACUAACUUCAUUGAUUAAGUAAACUAUGUUCAUAUUUCAAAGCUGGAUGACCUCUCUAUAAAUUCAUGCAAAUUAAUACACAUGAUGAGAAUGGAAUAUUGACCUUCUUAACUCUUUCGCAGCUGAUUUUUUUUAAUGAAACAUGUACAUUUUUUUCAAAGAGCAAAAAAAAGUGAGAGGUUAGGUCAGUGGUUCUCAACAUUUCUAGUGCCGCGACCCCUUAAUACAGUUUCUCGUGUCAUGGCGACCCCCCAGCCACACAAUUAUUUUCGUUGCUACUUCAUAGCUGUAAGGAUAUAUGUUUUCAGAUGGUCUUAGGCGACCCCUGGAAAAGGGUCCUGCGACCCCAAAAGGGGUAGCGACCCACAGGUUGAGAACCGCUGUGUUAGGUUUAUUAAAAAAUAUUGACAUUUUUAUUUUAUUUUUUGUUAUAAGGCAAAGUUUUGUAUCAAAUGAAAGAUAAUUGAAUGGACUGUUUGUUUAUAGACUUAUUACUUCAGUUUAAAUAAAUUAAGUAACAGAAAAGAAACUUAAAAUGUGAAAACAUGAUAUGCAAAAACAUUUUUUUCCCAAACCCAUGAUGUAGGCCAGGCCUGCACAAUUCAAAAUGUAAAGCGGGCCAUAAGACUUAAUGAAAAACUUGUGUGGGCCAAAAGAAAAUAGGACAGGACUUGUGCGGGCCAAACGAAAAAGAGACAGGGGGAAAGCUAUCAAGAAAAUAAUAAGAAUAAAGAAUAGUUCGUUACUUCGUGGGCCACAAAGUGGUUGCUGGCGGGCCGUAUGUUGUGCAGGCCUGAUGUAAGCAUAUUGGUACAUCAUCUUUACUGCUAUAACUCAAAUCCUCUAAAUCUACUUUAUCUGCAUCGGAUUAUGCGAUUGAUCUAAAUUAGGGUGACCAAAUCAUGAAUUGGAAAAAACGGGACACAUCCAAUGAGGCGUAGCGAAGAGGGGGGGCAGAUGUACCUGGGUGCCAGAUUGCUAGGGGGGCCAAAAUGUGCUUUUUAUGAAAAUAAUGGGUUUGAGAGUUGAAAAAAGAACAGUUGGCUCUUUAACUCAUUCGCUACGGCAGUGCUGCUUCCGUACUUAAUUUAUAUUCCUGAGAAAAGGGAAGCAACUCAGUUUUGAAAUUGAUAUACAUUUUAAAAUAUUUUUUUAAGCUGCUAAACAUUAAUAAAUGUUAGUGAAUUGGGGCGAAUGCAUCAUAAAAAUGAAUAAGGUUUAAUAAAAAAUAUAAUAUUAGCGGGGCGAAAAAAUAAUGAACAAUGGCCAAAAAAGCUAUUUUUGGCACCCCGGAUGAACAAUAUGCUAGAAUAAGACGCGCAGUACUAUUGCACACAUAGUUUUAAAGUGAAACAGGAUAAAAACUUUCGGUUAUUAAAUUAAAAUCACGGUGUAGCCGGAAGUCUCAAGAUUUCAUUCCUAUUUUUAACUAAAAAUAAGAGAGGUGUAUCGCUAUCGGAACCCCCCAAAGGACGCAUUUAGUCGCAACACUCUCGCUACGCCUCUGCGCCCAGCUGAAAAGGGGUCCAAGGGGGCCUCUGCCGAAAACUAUUUUUUAAAAAAUAUGCUCAUUUUAACUAUUCUGAGACUUUGAAAUCUUUUUAAAUUUAAUUUUAACUCUGAGGCAUAUCAUAAACGAAAACAAUAAUUUUGCAUCGUCGGCAGAGUGGUGGAGGGGGAACAGCGCAGCCAUCACGCAAGCUCACAUCACUCCUGGCACUGGCUUAACUAUGUAGCCUAAAGAAGAAUGUGAUGAAUUAUACUCUGAUGUGUAGGCUAAUUAUAUGAUGUCUCAGACUCCCUAGCCCAAAACAAUCUUAUGAUGAUGAUUGAUUGAUUUAAGUCAUAACAUUCAAUAGACAAAGCUUGUUUUCUAUUCAGUUCCAGGUGUUUAUUGUCCACAACAGUUGCAGAUAAAAAUGAUCCAAAAAAGCAAGAGCAAACCAUUUUCAAAGACCCUGUCGAGCCAAAGGAACCAUCAGAGGAGCAAGUCAAAUUGGAAUCAAAGCUACUUACGCUACAGGAGGAAAUCAAAGAGUCCAAGGUUUGAACUUAAUAGUUUUACAAUUUCUUUGAUUCAUUUAAGCCAGCCUUCUCAAUAUAUUACCCACGCUAUGAAUUCAUAACAGUAAUAAUCAAAAGGUAAAAUAUGGCGUGAACUGUAGAUUGGUUCAUAACUACUUCACUACUCAUGAUCAACAAGAUGAAACCUGUAUUAAAAUAAGAUUACUCCUCACAAUUUCGAUGUAUAAUUAACAAGUUUUAAAUGCCAGUAAUAAAUAUUUGGCAGUAAGCUACUUAGGUUUUGUUGACCUUGAGAACAGGUAGAGUACUGCUUUUUGUAAACAGCAUGUUGGAUUUUAUCAUAAGGAUUGGAUUAGUAGCUGCCAUAUUUUAACAUUAAAUGGGUUAAGACUUCUCUUAGCUGAUAGCUGGCACUUGGAACCAAAAUGACAAUGUGUGCGCAAAAUUUGUCUUUAAAUACAGGUAUCACUAAUUUUUUGUAAUGAGAGUCCAAGUGGUAAUUUAUUUUACAUUUAUUAAACGGUACACUUUAAUUUUUUUUAAAUAUUACAUUUAAAUUUUGUCUGGAGUAUUCUCAUAAAUUUUUUUAGACCUCAAAAGUAUAUACUUGAAAACAUUUAACUCAUUUUAACAGGACAAAUACAUGCGUUCUUUGGCCGAAGCAGAAAAUUUGAGGAAAAGAAUGAUGAAACAAGUGGACGAUGCAAAGCUAUUUGGGAUACAGAGUUUCUGCAAGGACCUUCUGGAAGUUUCUGAUGUACUCAGUACGGCCAUUAACUCUGUGCCAAAGGCAGAAUUAAAAGACUCCAAUCCUCACCUCAUCAACUUGUAUCAGGGACUGAACAUGACUGAAACGCAACUGAUCAAAGUAUUUAACAAGCACGGCUUGGAAUCCAUAGCUCCCAAAGAAGGGGAAAAAUUUGAUCCUAACUUUCAUGAAGCUUUAUUUCAAGUUCCCAUCCAGUCUAAAGAAACCCAGGUGGCGGACACAAUUGCUAGAGUUCAAAAAAUUGGAUACAAGUUACACAGUCGCACACUACGUCCGGCUUUAGUGGGUGUAUUUAAGUCUCCUUGAAUUUUCAAGGCCAGGUGAACUUGAUAUUGAGGUCUGAUUGAAUUCUGUAUGAUCAUUGGACGCGUGGACUGGACUGAAAGCUUUUGAAUAAUGUGUGAGGAGCUAUUGUUUGGUAACUUGUGAUUAUAAAUUAUUGUCUAAAUUGUUGAUAAAUGAAUUUUUAAAGUGGCCUAAGGUCACUAGAGAAUUUUUUUACUUUUUCAAAUUUGUCUUUACAUAAUGUUAUGAGUAACAUUAAAAUUUGUUGUUAAUUUUAAAAUUAUGAUUCCAUGCUGAACUUAUGUUAGUUCAGAUUAGUUCAAAGCGAAAUUUCUCAGAAUUGUUUUUCUUGUGCACUGUUCUGGCUGUUGAGGGACUCGCUAAUUUUUAAAAAUAAAGAUCAACUCAUAAUUUAUUAAAUACAAAAGUAAUUUUUGUGUAAUUUUUGUAUUGGUGUUGGUUGUCACUGUUUGCUGCUGUCAUUAAACUUACUUAAAUUAUUUCCACAUGACUUAGCCUAACGUCUUUAACCUGGGACUGGAAGAGAUAUGCAUGAUUUAUGCAGCCCUUACUUCGUUUUUUCUUAUACGAGUAUGAGCUAUAAUUUCAAAAAGAACUAAUGCAUUGGUGGAUGGAAAUGUAAUAAUAUACAAUAAACGACAUUUCAAUUUGUGUGUGACAUAAUAAGUAGGUUUAUGAAUUAGUAUAACCAUUUUAUAAUAUUCCGUUUGGGGUCGGGGGCCCUAAACCUGUUUUUUAAAUUAUAUAUAUAAGCUAUAAACAGACCUAAUGCAUGAGUUGAUGGAAUUUAAUCAAAUACAAACAGAGAUAUUUCCG
Lymnaea stagnalis (great pond snail) is the source of this 6895-nucleotide messenger RNA. NCBI's taxonomy places the organism in Eukaryota, Metazoa, Mollusca, Gastropoda, Lymnaeidae. The record is from the annotation of a GenBank genome assembly.